AUGAGCUAUAGUGUCACUAAAGAAGAGGCAGAAGCCGCUGCCGCCAACAGUCCUGAUAUUGAAUUAAGAGAACAAGACCGCUGGCUCCCUAUUGCCAAUGUGGCUCGUCUUAUGAAAUACACUUUGCCCGCCACGGCCAAGGUCAGUAAAGACGCCAAAGAAUGUAUGCAAGAAUGUGUUUCAGAAUUCAUAUCCUUCAUCACCAGUGAAGCCAGCGACAAGUGUGUACGGGACAAGCGGAAAACCAUCAACGGUGAAGACAUCCUUUACUCGAUGCACGACUUGGGAUUCGAAAAUUACGCUGAAGUCCUUAAAAUUUACUUGGCCAAGUACAGAGAGCAACAGGCACUCAAACAAGAACGUGGAGAGACCAAGGUUUCGAAGAAGCAGGCCAAGAAGAGGGAAGCUCUGCUACAAGAAGACGAGGCUGCUUUGAAAGCGGACCAAGCUUCCAACGGACUGGAACAGGACCAGAAUGAUCAGCAUGACGUGAAGGAUGAAGAUUCGAAUUUACCGCCAAUAGGAUACGAUCAACAGGACAAGGGAAGCAAUUCACCAGACUACUUCGAUCAAUAUGCUGCCGAUGAGAAUGGCCAGCCUGAGGAUAACGAAAUGGGCUUGAAGCAUGACCUCGAGGUUGACGUGAAUCUAGAUCAGAGCCAGGGUAUUGACAUGGAGCAUGCUCGGUACGGCUUCAUGGAUGGACAAAACGAGGGCUUACACGAUGAAUCAAAAGAAAAUGGGAAGUCUCAUGGCCGCACUGAUGGUGAAGACUUGGGCAAACUCGCCGGUCACGAGGAGCUCGAUCUCUCGAUGGCCGACCGCGAUUACUAUUGA
Candidozyma duobushaemuli is the source of this 837-nucleotide messenger RNA. RefSeq names its product Hap31p (gene HAP31). Bases 1 to 837 code for a protein of 278 amino acids. Gene Ontology annotation, cellular component: CCAAT-binding factor complex; nucleus. Gene Ontology annotation, molecular function: protein heterodimerization activity; RNA polymerase II cis-regulatory region sequence-specific DNA binding; DNA-binding transcription activator activity, RNA polymerase II-specific. NCBI's taxonomy places the organism in Eukaryota, Fungi, Ascomycota, Pichiomycetes, Serinales, Metschnikowiaceae. The record is from RefSeq and is a predicted model, not a curated record. The transcript has a single exon. Gene Ontology annotation, biological process: regulation of transcription by RNA polymerase II.